Messenger RNA from Myotis lucifugus (little brown bat), 1662 nucleotides. It is a transcript of the gene INPP1, whose product is annotated as inositol polyphosphate-1-phosphatase. The record is from RefSeq and is a predicted model, not a curated record. Gene Ontology annotation, molecular function: inositol-1,4-bisphosphate 1-phosphatase activity. Gene Ontology annotation, biological process: phosphatidylinositol phosphate biosynthetic process. The transcript is spliced from 7 exons. NCBI's taxonomy places the organism in Eukaryota, Metazoa, Chordata, Mammalia, Chiroptera, Vespertilionidae. Bases 159 to 1487 code for a protein of 442 amino acids.
GCGGAGAGGCCACGGCGAGAAGGUGGCCAAGCCCCGGCGAAAGGCUCAGGAGACACCAGCCCCCCAGCGCCUUGGUCCCGGACCUCCGGCCUCCAGAUCCCUGCCAGCGGGGUGGGCGCCCCUCACCCGGCUGGGCGGCCGGGGCUCAGGGCCCAGCCAUGUCCGAGAUCCUGCAGGAGCUGCUCCGCGUCUCCGAGAAGGCGGCCCACAUCGCCCGCGCCUGCCGCCAGCAGGACGCCCUCUUCCAGCUGCUCGUCGAGGAGAAGAAGGACGGCGAGAAGAACAAGAAGUUUGCCGUGGACUUCAAGACGCUGGCCGACGUGCUGGUGCAGGAAGUCAUAAAGCGGCACAUGGAGAGCAAGUUUCCAGGCUUGGAGGACAAAAUUUUUGGAGAAGAAUCCAACGAGUUUACUAAUGCUCUGGGAGAAAUGAUCGUCUUGCGACUGUGCCCGACGGAGGGGGAGACGGCGGAGCUCCUGAGCAAAGUCCUGAACGGGAACCAGCUGGCGGCCCGGGCGCUGGCCAAGGUCGUUCACGAGGACGCCGCCUUCGCCGACCCGGCCCUGGAUUCAGUCCAGGUCACCAUUCCGCUCGACACUUUGGGAAUCUGGGUGGAUCCCAUAGAUUCCACGCAUCAGUACAUCCAAGGCUCUGCCGACGUGGAGCCCAGCCACGGAGUCUUCCCCCGGGGGCUCCCGUGCGUCACCAUCCUCAUCGGCGUCUAUGACCUGCAGACCGGGCUGCCCCUGAUGGGGGUCAUCAACCAGCCUUUCGUGUCGCAGGACCCCGACACCCUCAGGUGGGAAGGACGGCGCUACUGGGGCCUCUCCUACAUGGGCACCAACAUCCACUCCCUGCUGCCCCCGGUCUCCGAGCCGCAGAGCGGGCGGACUGGCCACCCCGGUGCCGAGGCCGCGGACACGGGCUCCCAGGCCCAGGGCGCCCACCGGUUCUCCGCGGUCAUCAGCGCCAGCGAACAGGAGCCGGUCCGGGCGGCGCUGGCGCGCGUCUGCGGGGGCCGCGUGUUCCGCGCCGCGGGGGCCGGGUACAAGGGCCUGUGCGUGGUCCAGGGCCUCGUGGACCUGUACGUCUUCUCCUACGACACCACCUUCAAGUGGGACUCGUGCGCGCCCCACGCCAUCCUGCGCGCCAUGGGCGGCGGCAUGGUGGACUUCCAGGGCUGCCUGGCCAGGGGCCCCGCCGCGGGCCCGGAGUGGCCGCAGCUGCUGUACCACGUGGGCAAUGAAGGCGCCAGUGGCGUGGAUCGCUGGGCCAACAGGGGGGGACUCAUCGCGUACAGGUCGCGCCAGCAGCUGGAGACAUUCCUGAGCCUCCUCGCCCCGCACCUGGCGCCUGAGGGGGCACCUGCACCUACACCUGUGGGCACACCUGCGCCUGCACCUGCGGAUGCACCUGCACCUGCGGAUGCACCUGCACCUGCACCUGCUCCUGCGCCUGCGCCUGCACCUGCAGACGCGCGCGCAUAGACAGCCUUCUCCCGCCCAUAGAAACCAAACUGUGACCCUGGGCCCCGCGUCUCUAUCGCCGGAAGGUAGCUUUGUCCUAUGGGUGGUCAGCCUUCAUCUCCCUCUUUGGAGGAGUAUUUUCCAUUCUGUGUUCAUAUGAUGUUAAUUUCUGUAAAUAAACGACAGUCGUGCAGCA